Molecule: messenger RNA, 153 nt
Organism: Pelobates cultripes (western spadefoot toad)
Lineage: Eukaryota; Metazoa; Chordata; Amphibia; Anura; Pelobatidae
Source: the annotation of a GenBank genome assembly
GCAAUGGGAGACCAUGACCCACAAACCCCUGCCACCAAGCAAGAUAUUGCCAACCUCCUAAGGGAACUUAGACAAAUGACAGCGGCCGACCUGGGUGCAGACCGCACCGAGGUGCAGGCGGUUAGUGCACGCACGCAGACUACGGUAACCGAG